This is a messenger RNA of Crotalus tigris (Tiger rattlesnake), 618 nucleotides long. It is a transcript of the gene DAD1, whose product is annotated as defender against cell death 1. Gene Ontology annotation, cellular component: oligosaccharyltransferase complex; membrane. The record is from RefSeq and is a predicted model, not a curated record. Gene Ontology annotation, biological process: protein N-linked glycosylation. Bases 81 to 455 code for a protein of 124 amino acids. Lineage: Eukaryota; Metazoa; Chordata; Lepidosauria; Squamata; Viperidae. The transcript is spliced from 3 exons.
UCCCAAAGCGACCCCGGAAGCUUUAGCUCGCUUCCGGCCACCCAAGCAAGCGAAAUCUGGGCAGCGUAUCCGCCGUCGCUAUGUCUGGUUCGGCUUCUGGGUCGUCCGGCUCCGGGGCCAGCUCGGUGACCUCCGUGGUGAGACGGUUCCUAGGCGAGUACAGCAGCGGGACGCCGAGCCGCCUGAAGGUGCUGGACGCCUAUCUGCUCUACGUCAUGCUAACGGGGGCCUUGCAAUUCGGCUACUGCCUCGGCGUCGGCACCUUCCCCUUCAACUCCUUCCUCUCCGGCUUCAUCUCGGCCGUGGGCAGCUUCAUCCUGGGCGUUUGCUUGAGGAUUCAAAUCAACCCACAGAACAAGGGAGAAUUUCAAGGAAUCUCACCAGAACGGGCCUUUGCAGACUUUCUCUUUGCUAGUACAAUCCUACAUCUCGUAGUCAUCAAUUUUGUAGGCUGAUGAAGGAGACUGUCCUGGACUUCUCCUUUUUGCUGAAGACUGGCCCCUAUUGGACAACAUCCCAGGCUCCAGUUUGUUUCCUAACGAGAAAUAGUUUGAGGAUCAAAAUGAUCGAAGGAAUUGGCUGUUGCCUUUUAUGUCUCAAUAAAUUCACUUUUGUUAC